Meriones unguiculatus (Mongolian gerbil) is the source of this 1581-nucleotide messenger RNA. Its product is annotated as mitotic-spindle organizing protein 2-like. Gene Ontology annotation, cellular component: spindle; centrosome. NCBI's taxonomy places the organism in Eukaryota, Metazoa, Chordata, Mammalia, Rodentia, Muridae. The record is from RefSeq and is a predicted model, not a curated record. Bases 170 to 634 code for a protein of 154 amino acids. The transcript is spliced from 5 exons.
CAAAGGCCAACCAAGCUUAAGGGCAGGAGCUGUUAGCCACAAAGGCGCAUGCGCAAUGACGGCUCGGCGACCCUUUGAGUUUAAUUUUUAUGCCUACCAGCGGGAAGAAGUGCGUGUGAGCAUGAAAACGAAAGCUUUUUAGGGACCCUCAGCAGAACAGGCUUCACGGAUGGCGGCAGUGGGUGGUAGUGCUGGAAUCGCGGCAUCCACCGGACUGGAGGCAGCGACAUUGCAGAAGCUGGCUUUUCUGCGGAAGAAGGUGCUCGGCACCGAGGAGAUGGAGCUGUAUGAGCUUGCGCAGGCUGCGGGCGCCGCCAUCGACCCUGAUGUGUUCAAGAUCCUGUUGGAUUUGCUGAAUCUGAACGUGGCUCCCCUCGCCGUCUUCCAGAUGCUGAAAUCCAUGUGUGCUGGGCAGAGGAUAGCAAGUGAUCCCCAGGAUUCUGUGUCCAUAUCUCUGUCAACAUCAGAGACCCGAGGAAGAAACAGAGGUGGCCCCACUCUUGGCAGUGUUCCCAUAGUGGCAGAACGUGGAAGCCGUGAAAGACCCAUCCAGAGGAUGCCACGCCAGCCCAGUGCUACUAGGCUGCCCAAGGAUGCAGAAGGAGCCAGGUGGAUCUCAGAAAGGCUGGUGUGAUUUGCAGGAGAUGUGCCCUAGAAGGAGGAUGUUUAUGCUGUUGGAAUUCUGUCCUGAUGGUGAAUGGAGAGCUGUAUUGGGCUUAUGCUACUGACACACCUUUGUCUCAUUCCGCUCCAGAGAGAAACUUUUUAAGAUACAAUGUGACUGGACUUUGUUGGUCUAGUAAUCGGGACAAUUCUCAAGAAUGAAAAAGAGGAUUGACUAUGGGACUUUGGUCUGAUUCUGGUUUUCAGCAGACCUAUAUUUGGAAGUUUGCCGUGCUUUGUUGUUUAGAAAUGUUAUACAAGAUUCAAACUUUAAUGUUUCUUGCCAUCAAUGUAAACUCACAAACUUUAUUUCUAAGCUUUCAAAUGGACAACAGGUUCUGCUUGAUAAAUAGUCUUUUAUUAUGGUUCCUGUGAAUGUUUCUCAGGCUUGGUAUUCUGAUAAGAGCUCAUCUUUUAAGUCACUUUUAUGGAGUGUUAUAGGACUUGGCUUAUUAAUGCUAAAGCUGAUCUGCAUAAGAUUAAACUCGUGUCUACCCUAGUGGAGGUUGGUAGUCAAAGACACGUAAGAUCUCUCUGAAGAAUAUUCAACCUAAGUCAGGGCAUGAAAGAGGGAAUUCAUGUACCAAUGACUGGUAAAUAUAUCUUUCAAGAAAGACAAUGUAAGACAGGCACAAUCUUUUGCUCCAUAGCUCUUAAGUUAUGGUCAAUUUUUAAAAUAUAUUUAAAAAAGGAAGACCUGUGGAGAGGUGCUUAUUUGUCAUGCUGCUUAAAAACAUGUUUUCACCCUGGCCUUCACCUGGAGACAGGGAUAGGCAGGAAGUUUUUGCCAAGUUCAUUUCCUAUUGUUUAUGUGAGGAUCACAUAGGCAGGUGGUCAAGGUAAACAAAUUUGACUUCUGCAUGAACCCCUUCAUUGUAUCAAGGUGCUUUGCUCUAUAAAAAGGGAUUAUUGGAAUAA